Cololabis saira (Pacific saury) is the source of this 3588-nucleotide messenger RNA. RefSeq names its product NLR family CARD domain-containing protein 3-like. The record is from RefSeq and is a predicted model, not a curated record. Lineage: Eukaryota; Metazoa; Chordata; Actinopteri; Beloniformes; Belonidae. The transcript has 10 exons. Gene Ontology annotation, molecular function: protein binding. The coding region runs from base 1 to 3426 and encodes 1141 amino acids.
AUGGACCAGUGUGAGGACGGAAAGGACGGAAUCCCUCCCUCUAAAACCUCUCUACCUGGACCUGGACCUGGACCUGGACCUGGACCUGGAUCUGGACCUGGAUCUGGAUCUGGACCUGGACCUGGACCUGGACCUGGACUUGAAGCUGAAGCUGAAACUGAUCAUGAACCAAGCUGUGUGUCCUUGAAGAGCGACCACUCAAGGGGCUGGUUAUUUGACUUUAAGAACUGGUUUAUUAACUUUAAAGGAGACCAACAUUCUUCUUCAGAGAGAGUGGACCAGCAGAUCUCAGAGUCCCCCAGUGGUCCGUCUGUCCAGCAGCAUCAGACACAGCUGGACUCCAUCUUUCAGCUGCUGGAGGACGACAUCGUCAUGUUUGUGAAGAACGAGCUGAAGAAGAUUCAGAGGGGUCUGAGUCCAGAUUACCCAGAAUCCCUAGAGCAUGUGUUGCUUGGUGAGGAUGAAGAGCAGAGGAGCAUCAGAGAUGCGUUUGUGAAGAUCACAGUGAACUUCCUGAGGAGAAUGAAGCAGGAGGAGCUGGCUGAGCGUCUGCAGAGCAGUACUUUUGCUGAAGUUUGUAAAAAGCGGCUGAAGUCUAAGCUGAAGGAGAAAUACCAGUGUGUGUCUGAGGGGAUUGUUAAAGCAGGAAACCCAACCCUUCUGGAGCAGAUCUACACGGAGCUUUACAUAACAGAGGGAGGGACCGGAGAGGUCAAUGAUGAACAUGAAGUCAGACAUAUUGAAGCAGCUUCCAGGAAACCAGACAGAGCAGAAACAGCCAUCAGACAGGAAGACAUCUUUAAACCCCCACCUGGAAGAGAUGAACCAAUCAGAACAGUGAUGACGAAGGGAGUGGCCGGCAUCGGGAAAACAGUCCUAACACAGAAGUUCACUCUGGACUGGGCUGAAGGAGCCAACCAGGACAUCCAGUUCCUGCUUCCAUUCACCUUCAGACAGCUGAAUGUGCUGAGAGAGGAGAAGUUCAGCUUGGUGGAACUAGUUCAUCACUUCUUCAGUGAAACCAGAGAAAUGUGCAGCUUUGAAGAGUUCCAGGUCGUGUUCAUCUUUGACGGUCUGGAUGAGUGUCGACUUCCUCUGGACUUCCACAACAAUGAGGACCUGACUGAUGUUACAGAGUCCACCUCACUGGACGUGCUGCUGACAAACCUCAUCAGGGGGAACCUGCUUCCUUCUGCUCGUCUCUGGAUCACCACACGACCCGCAGCAGCCAAUCAGAUCCCUCCUGAGUGUGUUGACAUGGUGACGGAGGUCAGAGGGUUCACUGACCCACAGAAGGAGGACUACUUCAGGAAGAGGUUCAGAAAUAAGAAGCAGAGCAGCAGGAUCAUCUCCCACAUCAAGACAUCACGGAGCCUCCACAUCAUGUGCCACAUCCCAGUCUUCUGCUGGAUCACUGCUACGGUCCUGGAGAACGUCCUGGAAACCAGAGAGGGAGGAGAGCUGCCCAAGACCCUGACUGAGAUGUACAUCCACUUCCUGGUGGUCCAGGCCAAACUGAAGAAGGUCAAGUAUGAUGGAGGAGCUGAGACGGAUCCACACUGGAGUCCAGAGAGCAGGAAGAUGGUGGAGUCUCUGGGAAAACUGGCUUUUGAGCAGCUGCAGAAAGGAAACCUGAUCUUCUAUGAACCAGACCUGAGAGAGUGUGGCAUCGACGUCAGAGACGCUUCAGUGUACUCAGGAGUGUUCACACAGAUCUUUAGAGAGGAGAGCAGGCUGUACCAGGACCAGGUCUUCUGCUUCAUCCAUCUGAGUGUCCAGGAGUUUCUGGCUGCUCUUCAUGUCCAUCAGACCUUCAUCAACUCUGGAGUCAACCUGCUGGAGGAACAAAGAACCACAAAGACCGACCUCCAUCAGAGUGCUGUGGACAAGGCCUUACAGAGUCCAAACGGACACCUGGACUUGUUCCUGCGCUUCCUCCUGGGUCUUUCACUGGAGACCAAUCAGAACCUCCUACGAGGUCUGAUGACAUCAAGCCAAAGAAGUUCACAGAACAAUCAGGAAACUAUCAAAUACAUCAAGAAGAAGAUCAGUGGGGAUCUGUCUGCAGAGAGAAGCAUCAACCUGUUCCACUGUCUGAAUGAACUGAACGAUCGGUCUCUGGUGGAGGAGGUCCAAGAGUCCCUGAGGUCUGGACGUCUCUCCACAGAUAAACUGUCUCCUGCUCAGUGGUCAGCUCUGGCCUUCAUCUUACUGUCAUCAGGAGAUCUGGAGGUGUUUGACCUGAAGAAGUUCUCAGCUUCAGAGGAGGCUCUACGGAGGCUGCUGCCGGUGGUCAAAGCCACCAAGAAAGUUCUACUGAGUGGCUGUAACCUCUCAGAGGACAUCUGUCCACUUCUGUCCUCAGUUCUCAGCUCUCAGUCCUCCAGUCUGACAGAACUGGACCUGAGCAACAACCACCUGCAGGAUUCUGGACUGAAGAAGCUGUGUCCUGGACUGGAGAGUCCACACUGUCACCUGGAGUCUCUCAGACUGAGUGGCUGUAACCUCUCAGAGGACAUCUGUCCACUUCUGUCCUCAUUUCUCAGCUCUCAGUCCUCCAGUCUGACAGAACUGGACCUGAGCAACAACGACCUGCAGGAUUCUGGACUGGAGCAGCUGUGUCCUGGACUGGAGAGUCCACACUGUCACCUGGAGUCUCUCAGGCUGUCAGGCUGUCUGAUCUCAGAGGAAGGAAGUUCUUCUCUGGUCUCAGCUCUGACCUCCAACCCAUCCCACCUGAGAGAGCUGGACCUGAGCUACAACCAUCCACGGGAGUCAGCAGGGAAGCUUCUGUCUAGACUGGAGGAUCCCCGCUGGAGACUGGACACUCUCAGGGUGGAGCCUGCUGGACAACGAUGGCUAACACCAGGUCUGAGGAAGUAUUCCUGUCAACUCACCGUCGACACAAACACAGUCCACAACAAGAUCAAACUGUCUGAUAACAACAGGAAGAUGACACGUGUGGAUGAGGAUCAGUCAUGUCCUGAUCAUCCAGACAGGUUUGAUGAUGAUCAUCAGCUGCUGUGUAGAGAAGUUCUGACGGGUCGCUGUUACUGGGAGGUCCAGUGGAGCAGACAUGUUUCUGUAUCAGUGAGUUACAGAAGAAUCAGCAGGAAAGGAAACUCUGAUGACUAUAGGUUUGGAAGAAACAAUCAUUCCUGGAGGCUGGACUGUUAUCCAGGUGGUCAGUACCGUGUCUGUCACAAUAACAGAGAAACAUCCAUCACCUCUUCAUCUCCACGUCCAGACUCUGGCAGAGCAGCAGUUUACGUGGACGUUCCUGCUGGAACUCUGUCCUUCUAUGAAGUCGUCUCUGACAGACUGCUCCACCUCCACACCUUCAACAACAGCUUCUCUGGACCUCUCUGUGCUGGAUUUGGACUCUACUGGUCCUGGUCUGGUUCAGUGUCUCUGUGUCCAGUUUAGUCUCCAGAGUCUCCGGUCAGAGAAACUGUCUCUGUUGGAUCCUGGACUUGGACUCUGGUUCUGGUUCCUCAGUGUCUCCAUGAUGAUGAUGAUGAUGAUGAUGAUGAUGAUGAUGAUGAUGAAGGUGAUGAUGAUGAUGAUGAUGAUGAUGAAGGUGAUGAU